AUGGAACGCACACAACAGUCUGAGGUAUUCGCUGCCAGCCGGAUUCCUGGAAGGAGUCACGAUGAGAUUAGGGUUUACCCAGACAGCCUCCAUGCCAUCAUCACCUGUGUGGGAGGAGUGUUCCCCGUGGACAUACUGUGGCGUCCCAGCACUGGUGGGCCACUUUCUGCUCGACCGUUGAUUGACAUCUACAACCAGCUGUCUCAGGUGAUGGAUCAGCCCAGAGCAGGAAAACAGAAUGAUCCCUCUGAAAUUUGCAGCCUCUCAGCUCUGGAGCGCAGAGCCUGGGCUACCACCAGAGAGGAGAUCCUGGAACAAGGAGGGGACGCAGCGGCUUCAUUAGGGAUGAUGGAGAGUGCUGUGCUGACACUUUGUCUGGAAGACUGUGACGCACCCUCUGAACUGGCUGAUACUCUCAAUGCAGUGAGGCUGGGAGGAGGAGGAGACAGACCAUAUCUGAGAUACUAUGACAAGGUGGUGAACCUGGUGGUGUUCAAGGACAGCACAGCUGGGAUGGUGUUUGAGCACAGUGCUGUGGAUGGGAUGGUGGCUGGCCUUGUGACUGAGCAUGUGUACAAACUGUCUGAGACUGCAGACUUAAAAGUAGUCCAUAUUGAUACAGAAAAAGUGAAUGGGGGCCAGAGAGGUCUGUAUGAUGCUUGGAUCAACUUCUCUUUGCAGCUUUCCCUGAGGCAGACUCUUGGGGAAACUGCUGCCAAUCACCUGCUUGUCACACCUACCCAUAUGCGCCACUACAAACAUGGCCGUUGUGAUCCUACGUACUCACUCACCAUGCAUUCUCACAAGUUAGUAGGUGCCUUAGCAUCCUGCAUCAGCCAAAAUAACACAAUCCAAUACACAACUGAUCUCCUACGCCUGUUCCAUCUGGCAUUUUUGGAGCAUAAAAGCCUCAUCAAAAACACAAAAAGUGGUCAAGGAGUUGGUCCUCACCUAGCUGCCCUGCGUCGAUUGUUGCCAUCUGACAAUCCAAUUAAGAAGUACCUGGACCCCUUUGGAUGUCCAUCUGUGUACCUCACUGGUUCGGAUCUGGCGGAGGAUGUGGAAUGUGGAGUAGGGAAUGUUUAUGCCCAAGAUCAGCUGGCUAUAACCUACCUUGGGAGGAGAGACAAGGUUCGCAUUGUGCUUAAUGGGAAAGGGAGCUUUGCUUUGGCACUGGAGAAGCUUCAAAAAAGCCUAAAGGUAAACAUAAAGCUUGUAAUGCUUCUAGCCCUAAGAUACGCCAUUGCAUGCCAAAUGGGAGGCCUGGAGUGUGUACUAAAUCAGGGUCAAACAGAGAAAAUGAAUGGAGGGACGUACCACUGUCCAGAAAGCUCAGACAAUGUUGACUCCACCUCUGGCAUGAGCACAGACUACACUCUGGUGAUCCAUGGUGGUGCAGGAGAGGAAAUGAUGCUGAACACUGAAGUGAUCGGGGUUAUUGAGUUUGCUCUACAGACAGCCUUAACCCUUGGAUCCCACCUGCUCCAACAAGGUGGCAAGAGUCUGGACGCAGUUGAGAAGUCAGUAGAAGCUCUGGAGGACUGCUUCCUGUUCAAUGCAGGUAAAGGCUCAGUGUUUAACAAAGAUGGCAAAAAUGAAAUGGAGGCAACCAUUGUGGAUGGCAGUGCAAUGAGAUCAGGGUCUGUUGCUUGCGUGCAAAGUGUGAAGAACCCAAUAAAAGCAGCCAGAUGUGUCAUGGAAAAAAGCUCACAUUCACUCAUUGUGGGAGACGGGGCUGAGGAGUUUCUGCAAGGGUUGGAGGAGAAGGAGAAGGCUGUUGGGCCUGAGUAUUUCUACACUGAUACACGUCACAGACAGUUAACUGCAAAGCUCGCUGUUGGAAAUACCUCGAAAAACAAUCACCCUCAGACAGUUGGAGCUGUGGCCUUGGAUCGUUGGAGCGGGUUGGCUGCUGCAUCCUCCACAGGUGGGUUAGUAGGAAAGCUGAAAGGGCGAGUUGGGGAUACAGCAGUAGUAGGGGCAGGAAUAUAUGCUGAUGACAAGUUAGCAAUUGCCUGCUCUGGAGAUGGAGAUGUAUUUCUGAGGCACACAGUUGCACAGAAAAUAGCUGGUCUCUACCACCACAAAGGCUAUAGCCUUAGGGAGGCAUGCAGAGAAGUGGUGGCUGAAAAUCUGGAUGGGAUCUGUGCAGGAAUUGUUGCUGUGGACAACAAAGGUGGUGCCAUCAUUGAAACGAAUGCUGGUGUGAUGUUUGUGGGCUCAAUGAUUGGUGGCAUUUCAAGAGUAGAGGUCCUAAGGCCCCUGAAGGGCCUCUCCAAUGUGAUCUGGGAAACAGAUGACCUGAUUGCCUACCUAGAUCCCAACCCCUGGACCCCUGGAUCAACCAUUCUGACCAGAAAGGCUCUUAGUGGAGCAAGGAGCAUCUUCCAGUUGGCUACACCUGAUUUUGUGGCUGUGCUGCAAGGAGCAAAAGCUGUGUCAAGCUUGCUAUGUGAGCGAUUGGGAGUGCAGCGCUGUGCCUUGGUUUUCAAUCCAACUCCUGAUCAGCCAGCACAAAUCACACUGCUCCCACUACAUGGCCUAGAACCAAAGUGGCAGCCCCAUCUUGCACAAGAGGAGGAAUUCCACCCCUACGAUCCUGGCUACUGCACCUCAAAAAGUGGCCCACGCUGGGAUGAUGAAGCACUAGCCCAGGUUCAAGCCAAAAUUAGAAAUGGACUGCCAACACCAAAUGCACCCUCUUGCUUUGACUUCUUUGGAGAUGCCUCCAAUGAUAACCUGUUCAGUCGCAUUGUACGAGGAGAACAGCAGCAGUGGAGAGUGUGGGAAGACAGUGAGCAUGUUGCCUUCCUGACACCAUACCCAAACACUCCUGGACUAACUGUUGUGGUGCCGCGCAAACCCCUGUCCAGUGACAUCUUCAAACUGGAAGAAGCUGACUACAAAGCACUGAUCUUAGCCACAUAUAAAGUUGCCCAACUACUCAAAGAGGGGAUGAGAGCUCGAGAUGUUGCGCUGAUCUUUGAGGGCUUUGAGAUUGACUAUGCUCAUGCCAAGCUAAUCCCUUUGUUACCUGCACCAGAUGGCACUAAGCCUGCUGAGCUGCAACCAGAAAGCUUCCAAAGCUACCCUGGAUAUGUGUCAUCACUUCAUGGCCUGGCUGCUGACCCUGAGGACCUCAGAAAGACCCACUGGAGAAUCACCCAGUGCAGGCCUCCUCAUUCUUGGCAAGACCCUCAGUCCCACUCCACACUUGCCAUCAAGAGCCAGUGGUACCGCAACCUGUUCCAGAUUCAAAACACGCUUUUUCACAGCACAGUGGAAUAUUUCCACACUUCCUGCCAGUUCUCUUAUGCUUUAACCCCUCUCACCACAGAUACCAUCUCUUCACCAAUGGGCCUGGGAUCUGACUCAGAACCAGUGUCUGUUAGCCUCCUGGGCCAGGACAUCUACCUGGCUGACUCAAUGCAAUUUGUACUUGAAUACUUCCUUCGCUUCCAAGAGGACCUGCCAGGGACAUACUACAUAUCACCCAGCUUCAGAGGGGAAGAUCCCGAUGCCACACACUUGAACCAGUUCUACCACGUGGAAUGUGAACUGUUGGGUGACAUGGACAAUGCCAUUUCUACAGCAGAGGGGUACUUGGCUCAUCUCACCAAGUCCAUGUUGAAGAAACACUCUGAGAUGAUACUCAACACCGCCGGGACCCUUGAACAUGUCAAAGCCAUGCUGAGUAAGCUGGAUGGGAAAAACCCUCUCCCAAGAAUCCCUCUAGACCAGGCCAUUCCCAUGAUGCCUUCGGCUGACUGCUUAGAGUGGGUUCAAGAUGGGCAGCCACAGUUUGGUAGAAAGCUAACACGCAAAGGAGAGCGGGUCUUGAUCGAGAACUACGGUGGUGCUGUUUGGCUGACUGAGAUGGACCACCUAGGAGUUCCCUUCUAUCAAGCGUAUGUGGAGGGCACUGGGCGGUGCAAAGCCAAAGCUGCUGACCUUCUCCUUGGUCUUGGUGAGACUGUAGGUCUUGGUGAACGACAUUCCACCCCUGAGAUGGUGCAGGAAGCUCUCAGGCACCAUACAGUGCCAGAACAGUCCUACAAAUGGUACAUCAACAUGCGGCAAGUGAAACCACUCCUCACCAGUGGAUGGGGCAUGGGGACAGAGCGCUACUUGUGUUGGCUGCUUCAGCAUGAUGACAUCAGAGAUAUGCAUAUCAUUCCUCGGAUGAAAGGAAUGAAGUACAUGCCCUGAUCAUAAGUACUCCACAGAUUUUCAGGCCACACAUUGUGAUAACUUGCAUUAAUGGAGCCAAAGAGGAAUAUACAAUAUGGUUUUGACCGUAAAAAUGCCUCAGUAAUCCAGACUCUGGAUAUUCUACCCAAAGUUGGGUGUCUUAAUGAUUAACAAUGAACUUUCCUGCAUUCCUUAUAAAGAAAAAUUCCCACAGCACUUAGCCCUAACCAAACCUUGUGCCCUUCAGAGGGAAAUGUUUCUGAAAAUUGAGUUUUUUUGGCACUGCAACAAAA
Messenger RNA from Plectropomus leopardus (leopard coralgrouper), 4484 nucleotides. NCBI's taxonomy places the organism in Eukaryota, Metazoa, Chordata, Actinopteri, Perciformes, Serranidae. The record is from RefSeq and is a predicted model, not a curated record.